Molecule: messenger RNA, 531 nt
Organism: Carlito syrichta (Philippine tarsier)
Lineage: Eukaryota; Metazoa; Chordata; Mammalia; Primates; Tarsiidae
Product: gamma-aminobutyric acid receptor subunit alpha-3-like
Exons: 3
Coding region: 234-500 (88 amino acids)
Biological process (GO): gamma-aminobutyric acid signaling pathway; chloride transport
Cellular component (GO): membrane
Molecular function (GO): GABA-A receptor activity
Source: RefSeq, a predicted model, not a curated record
GGGAGAGAGGGAGAGAGGGAGAGCGUGAGCGCGCGCAAGCUAGCGAGCAAACCGAGAGACAGACCGAGAGAGGGACCAGGAGAGAGACCCAGAGAAAGAGAAUAAGAAGCCAGAAGCCGAGCUCUGUGUCAGGGCUCAACCUCCAACUUGUUUCAGUUCAUUCAUCCUUCUCUCCUCUCUGCUUUGGGGAAGUGACUGUGGCGCUCGGUCUCUCCAAGUUGAUACCUAAGAAGAUGAUAAUCACACAAAUGAAUAACUACUACGUGACCAGCCUUGGGCUUCUUUUCCUGAUUAACAUUUUCCCUGGAACCACUGGCCAAGGAGAAACAAGACGACAAGAACCUGGGGACUUUGUGAAGCAGGAUAUUGGCGGACUCUCUCCUAAGCAUGCUCCAGAUAUUCCUGAUGACAGCACUGACAACAUCACUAUCUUCACCAGAAUCUUGGAUCGUCUUCUGGAUGGCUAUGACAACAGGCUGCGACCUGGGCUUGGAGGUUAGUUAUUAUUUUAAGAUUCUCUUCUUGACCAGU